This is a messenger RNA of Hydractinia symbiolongicarpus, 2593 nucleotides long. RefSeq names its product mitogen-activated protein kinase kinase kinase 12-like. NCBI's taxonomy places the organism in Eukaryota, Metazoa, Cnidaria, Hydrozoa, Anthoathecata, Hydractiniidae. Gene Ontology annotation, molecular function: ATP binding; JUN kinase kinase kinase activity. The record is from RefSeq and is a predicted model, not a curated record. The transcript has 10 exons. Gene Ontology annotation, biological process: JNK cascade; protein phosphorylation. Bases 249 to 2093 code for a protein of 614 amino acids.
CAUAAUAAACUCACGUGACCAAGGCGAUAUCAUUGCCGCAAAAAAAUUCUUAACUGAGCAUAAAAUAUUAUUUCGAAUUUCUCCAAAAGACAUCUUCAAAUUUAAUGGAAUAAAAUAUAAAGACUGUGCAGGAGGUAUAGAUCUACCUCUUGCCUUUUUAAAAACUCGCUUAAUGCUCGAUGAUAUUAUUCACGUUGGUGUAAAGCUGGCUAACGCAUACCAUCCAAAAACAAACGAAUACAAAGAUUAUGAGAAACUCAUCAAACAUACUUCUCAAUGACGCUCGUGUAUGUAACUUUGAACCUGAUUUAGUCAAAGACGUACCCAAUAAUGCAGUCGGAAGUCCAGAAAUCUCAAAAGACAUUGCUGCCUCAAAUAAAAAAGAAGAAAAUAAUUCUGAAGGUGAUAAAAAACAUUUAGCUUUCAUCAGGAGUUUCUUUAACUGUUUGGCGCCUAUUAUUUCCAUAUUUAAACCAAAAUCAAAAGUUGCAAAUGAUCUAUGGGAAAUACCAUUUGAAGAAAUUUGUGAACUGCAGUGGAUUGCAUCUGGUGCUCAGGGAGCUGUGUUUUUAGGUAAAUGGAGAGGUGAAGAUGUUGCUAUAAAGAAGGUACGAACUCAAAGAGAUACAGAUAUCAAACAUUUGAAAGAGUUGGAUCAUUGUAACAUCGUUAAGUUUAGGGGUGUUUGUUCUAUAUCCCCAUCUUACUGUUUGGUUAUGGAAUUUUGUCCUUACGGUCAACUAUACGAUGCGAUUCGCAGCGGGAAAGAAAUCACACCAACCUUACUGGUGAACUGGGCACGACAGAUAGCUGAAGGAAUGUCGUAUUUGCACAUUCAUAAAAUAAUACAUCGAGACUUAAAAUCACCAAAUGUACUUAUUUCUCAAAACGAAACGCUAAAAAUAACAGAUUUCGGUACAUGGAAACCACUGGCUGAAAAAAGCGCGAAAAUGACAUUCACUGGAACAGUGGCAUGGAUGGCACCGGAAGUUAUCCGAAAUGAACCGUGCUCAGAGAAAGUGGAUGUUUGGUCUUAUGGAGUAUUGAUAUGGGAACUGUUGACUGAAGAAGUCCCUUACAAAGGCGUUGAUUAUUCUGCUUUAAUUUGGGGCGUUGGAAACAAUAGCUUGAAGUUACCGGUACCUGCCAGUUGCCCUGAAGGAUUCAAAUUACUGCUAAGCUUGUGUUGGAAUAGUAAAGCCAAAAACCGCCCCACAUUUCGACAAAUAUUAAUGCAUAUCACUAUAGCUGCUUCAGAUGUCUUAAACAUUCCGAAGAAGAAGUAUCUUAGCCAACAAGUUGGAUGGAAGAAAGAAGUCGACGAUUAUUUUGAUUGGUUGAAAGCUCAAGGAUCACAAUUGACGCUAGAUGGCGAUUUGAUUAAAAAGAGGCAGGAAGAAAUAUUACAAGUUCGUCUUGUUCGAGAACAAUAUGAAGAACGACUCCUUCGGGCAAAUGAACUUUACAAAGAACUCAACGAAUGCAUGAGACAAGUUCGCAAAAGGGAACGCGAACUAAAAAAGAAAGAGUUAAAUAUGAAAUUUUACGAUAAAACAGACCAAUUGCUGAUGUCGAGAGAACUCGAAUAUUGCAGAAGAUCAGUUGAAACUUUGCCACAAAUUUCAGACCUAAAAAAUUGUGUUAAUUCAUAUGAAGAAACAUUUUCGUUAAAAAAUCGAACUAAAGACCACCACAGAAGAAAACAAGUACAUAAACACUGCGGGAGAGAGCACCAUAAACACUGCGGGAGAGAGUAUAAUAAAUACAAACAUAAAUACAAGAAAGCCUCUUUUCCGUCAACUAAACAGCGUUCAAAUUCUACAAUUAGUACCCAGUCCGCCGAUGCAAUAUUGGAAGAAUCUUACAGAUACGUAGAAGAAAUGGGUGGGGAAAAUUAUACAGACAAUUCAUUUCAAACUCAACACAGCAUAAGAAAAAGUCCUAGUCUGGAUAGUGUUUUAAUUUUUAGAGAUAAAGAUGGUAGUGUAUGUGAUGAAGAGUGCAGUUUUGAGCAAACAGAAAACGGACAUGACCUAGAGUGGGAUCUACACGAGGAAAAUUUAGAUAGAGUAAGGGAUGUUGGAGGAAAAUAAUCGCCUUUCAUGGUCUGCUCUGUUAAGAAGGAAUAAAAAAAACACUUGUUUCUAGGUCUUUAAUUUGUUCAAGGCAAAAUUUUCAUAACUUUGCAAACAACAACAACAACAACAAUAACAUAUUUCUAUGUUUCUUAUUAACAACUAGAUUACUACUAUGAAUAAACUUUAGUUGUUAUCAGGGUGGGACGUACCAUGAUAAAAUCUCUUAAGAUAAUGUUAAAAAAAGUUAGAUCAUCCUUCCCUUUGAGAAGUAUGUAAGUGGGGUUAUAUGUGGUAAGGUACUAUUUACACUAGCCAGGAUGAAUAUAAAACUCCCGAUAAUUUAAAAUUAGUAUUUUUGUAUGUUCUUUCUUUUUCCCUUUUUUUGUGUUAUAUGUUCAAAUAUAUCUAUUUUUUUUCUCUGUGUUUAAGGUUAUGUACAUACGUAGCUGUAAGAAAGUACUGUUGUAUUUAUUUAUUUAUUUAUGUUUUUAUAAAAAUAUUUUUAUUGCUAAAAA